Messenger RNA from Sabethes cyaneus, 1392 nucleotides. RefSeq names its product beta-1,4-glucuronyltransferase 1-like. Bases 1 to 1392 code for a protein of 463 amino acids. The record is from RefSeq and is a predicted model, not a curated record. The transcript has 4 exons. Lineage: Eukaryota; Metazoa; Arthropoda; Insecta; Diptera; Culicidae.
AUGUCCCUUCCGGUCUACACCCGACUAGAGGAUGGCCAAAAAUCCCACAGAUCAUAUCUUUCCACGCUAAUCCUACUGUCGAUUACGGUAGCGUUUGUGCUGUUUUGUGCCAUCGGGUUCCUCACCACCACCAGACCUGGGAAAUAUCUGCUUCAGCCUCCGUACUAUCAACCCCAGCCAGAGUACGUGUGGCUCAAUCAGUCGAAGCUGAUGCAACAACUGAAAUUUGUUCUGAACUGUCAUUCCACAGAGGCCAGCUUCCGGAUCGAACAGCGUGGCAAGUAUUGGGUGCUGGAGAAUAUUCUUACCCCUAGCGAGAUGCAAAUUGGCAUACGGCAACCGCGCCGACCGGUGCAGUGUUACGAAACCAUAACCUACACCACGCAUGGCGACUACCGGUUUCUGGACAACAUUGUACCGCUGCUGGAACGCUGGGACGGACCGCUCAGCUUGGCUCUGUACGCUCCGGGGCACGAAAUUGAGCGCGCCAUCGACGGUCUGCGAUGGCUGAUGUUCUGCCACCGGCAGUCCUAUCUGGUGGAAGAGUGGCUCUCGGUUCAUUUGUACUUCGACUCGGACCGGAUGCCACCGAUGCCGAUCCAGUACUACCGGGAUCGGGUUUACCAACCGAUCGACGAUUGUCCACGCCCUUAUUUCGAAGAUCCCGUGGAUCCUACCCAGCCUUCCCUUCGCCAAGCCGGGUACAAUGACUCAUCCGAUCACAUCUACCCGGUGAAUGUGGGUAGGAAUAUUGCCCGCGAAGCGGCAACGACACACUUUGUGCUGGCAAGCGACAUCGAACUCUAUCCCAAUCCGGAUUUCAUCGAGAUGUUCCUCCAGAUGAUCGCCCAGUCGGCUUAUUGGCACACACUGGCCGAGCCCAGUGUCUAUGUACUGCCGAUUUUCGAAGUGCCGGAAACUGCCACCGUUCCCGAGAAGAAGUUUGAAUUACUCCAAAUGUUGAACGAGGGCGAAGCGAUAAAGUUCCACGAGAAGAUUUGCGAACGAUGUCAUACCGUGCCCGGCUACGAGAGCUGGUUGAAGGUGAUCAAGCAGGAUGAUACGAUGGGUAUCGUUGCCAGUGCGUCCAGAACGGGGCCGUUUGCCCUGUGGGAACCGAUAUUCGUUGGAACGAAACGGGAACCGCUGUACGACGAGCGGCUCAGUUGGGAGGGAAAGUUCGAUAAAAUGAGUCAGGGCUACAUCAUGUGCGUACAAGACUACAAAUUCUACGUGCUGGAUAAUGGCUUUCUGGUGCACAAACCUGGCAUAAAAAGUGUUAGCGAGGCCGCCAGGCCAGAGUUGGAACAGAAACAAAGGAAGUUUGUUGAAGAAGUUAUUUUUGAAGAGCUUAAAAUUCUGUACGGUGAAAGUGACCAGUGUGAGUUAUGA